Messenger RNA from Limulus polyphemus (Atlantic horseshoe crab), 4630 nucleotides. RefSeq lists its product as uncharacterized. The coding region runs from base 179 to 1381 and encodes 400 amino acids. Gene Ontology annotation, cellular component: nucleus. The record is from RefSeq and is a predicted model, not a curated record. NCBI's taxonomy places the organism in Eukaryota, Metazoa, Arthropoda, Merostomata, Xiphosura, Limulidae. Gene Ontology annotation, molecular function: transcription regulator activity. The transcript has 2 exons.
AAGAGGAAAGGGAAGUGACUUGCGAAACUGAAUGUGGUUUAUCGAUUUUUUCCCCCCAUAAAGCUUCGAAGUUAAGUAUAUUUGAGUUAGGCAAUAUUUUAACAUACUGAGCCGUGGAAAUACCUUAUUCUUUCUUCCAGGUGGAUGCGACAGGACCGUUGGUCGAUGAACCAAGUGCAUGAUGACCUUAGUGCUACCAGCAUUUUGUAGUAACUACCCGCCUAGCCUAAACUCUUUCGUCUCCCGUGAGAAUACAAGUAUGCCUUGUGGUUUUGACAGCGAACCUUUGGACUUUGAGUCUGUGUUGUUCUCAGUCGAGUGGCCAUCGUCGUUACGUGAUGUGACCGAGUCAGCUCAGGACAGUGACUUACAGAAAAUUACCCCAGUGUCAGCUACUGGCAACAACCCUGGGGAAGGAGAGUUGACUUGUGCGGACAAGAGAAAACUCCCCCAAGUUUCUGAGUGCGAAUUGAAACGACCAAAGAAAGAUUAUGAGAAUAUUACCAUUAGCAAUGGAAGUAAAGAAGUUGAUCCAGGUUGUGCCGUUUUGGUUCUGGACAAAAAGUCAAAAAAUAAUGUCAUUGCUGAUCACGAAUUAGGCCACGAACAAGAUCAAGAAAUGCUAAUUGAUGAUGCAUUUCUUCCUUCUCGCAGGCGCGUGCCUCAGUUGUGGAAUCCGCGCAUGCGUUGGAAAGACGAACGACGUAAGGUCUUAAAGCUAUCUCUGAACAAGCUGCGCCGUAUCAAAGACCCGGAGAUAUUUCUGUGUCGCUCAGUUCUCAUCAAUAAUACCGUCAAACAUUUACAGAAAGAGAUCCGUGAAGAAAAAAAUGCCCGCCACCAUGCAGUAGGAAGAACAAGUUAUAUCUUAGGUUCUUGUUCCUCCUCCGCUAACCCAGACUCGUGUGAGCCCCACUCAACAUCUAAGAGCUGGAGUUUCGAUGCCGAGCCAGCUGACAUAAUUCCGCGAAAGUCUCUAAGUGAUUCGGUUUCAUUUUCUUCAGUAAGUAGUACCGAAGAAGGUAUUCCUAACUAUGAUGAACUAUUUAAUCUAGAAGAAGUUUUGCAAAUUGAUGAACCUUGUAGACAAUCCAAAUCUCAUGCGGAAACGGCUUCUGGACAGUUAACUGGCUGUUACUCAGUUUCUUGUACGUGCCCAGUUUCCAGCAGCGAUAACGAGUGUCCCAAGCACGUUUAUUCAUCAAGUUGCAGAGGGAAAAACCAAGAUGACCGCAGUUCUCGGCGUCCGGCCUCGCCCAACCCAUGCGCUACACAGUACCGUAUCAAUCAUGAUUCAUACCGUUCAGACGCACCAUCUCAAGGCACGUCAGUCCUAGACUCAGUUGUGUAUCAAAGUUUGUUAGCGUCAUUGGAAACGUGAGGUGAAACGAAAAAUUUUAAACAACUUUUGUGUAUGACAGCUUAAAAAUAACCUGUCUUGUGAUGCUACAGGAUCUCUUACGUUUUCUUUUUCUUCACACAAUCUUUGUAAUAGAUAGCACUUAGGUGGAGACAUAUUAAUAUAUAUCCACGAAAAAUUUUAUUAUUGCUUCACGUUUCCCACGUGUUUGGUUAGGUGUGUGAAGAGAGAGAUCGUGAGCUACGAUAUAGUUUGUUAGCCCGGGAGUAUCGGUCCUUUCCAUUACGAUCAGAACCGAUGAAUGAACCAACUGUAGAAGCCUUAUUUACAGGAAAGCGAUUCCUCGCACCAUAUGAACCAUGAAAUGUUCACUAGUUUUCACAUCAAAACCGGCUUUCCAUCGGAUACAAUUUUCGCACCAGUCUCGCCCUCUCCUGACUUCCACUGACAAUAAUUAAAAAUCUAAUUUAGUUAAUUUGAUUAGUUUAUAACUGUAGCAUAUUUAAGUUUUGAAUAUAUUAUAUUGAUUCUUGUUUGUAUUAUUAACAACUAGUAUUGCUUAGUUUAUUUUUUGUGUUGUAUCUUGUUAAGUAAUCGCCAAAUAUGUAUGUUUCUUCGUUUUCUACCUGAACCGUUUUUUAAGCAACUUAUCAAGCAGUUCCAAUAUUAUUUUCUGCUAAUGUUGCUAGGUUAGUUCUUUUAACAAGUGAAGAACUCCAACAAAACCUUUUGGCGACACUAAUAAGCUCGAGGUUGUGUGAGUUUACGCUACAAGUACGAAGGUGUGUGCUGUCUGCACGAUGAGGAAACUAAAAUGUCCGUAGAUAUAUAUUGGAUACACCAUUUUCAUAAUAAAUAAUUGAAGUAAAAUAUAAUAGUUAAAUAAACAUCUUUUAUGCCCCAGGAUAUCUCGAUUAUUUAUUUUAAUGCACUUUUGGAAUUUUGCAUUAAUACACACGAUGAUUGGAUAACGGCUUAAUUCGUUAGGUCGUUAUUACUUUGUCUGACAGCAAUUCAGAUAAUUGUUAGUAAAACGCAUCUUCAAAGAUUUAAAGUUACAGUUGUUAGUAUUAGUUAAUUUACUACAUUUAAGAAAUACAUUUAUUUACGAAGUUACAAUUCACCUGUUGUCAACUUAUUUUGUUAAAUACGUGUUUGUGUUCAUUUACCAAAGUAAAGAAUUAAAGUUAGAUUUGUUUACAAGCUAUUACGAGUUAUUUUCUUAUUUAGCUUUAUACGUGGUUCUUUGAUUUUAAAACACGAGGUAUCUAGUCAUACCUAUGUUCUAUAACGAAUCCAUAUUUUCUGUGUUUCGGUGUUUUUGUUUUCGUCGAUUAAAUUUAAAAAUUACAUUUUUCAUUCGCAACAACACAGAGUUAGCUAAAUCCCCUUCAGUGUUGGAACACCAGACAGAAAAUAAAUGUACCUUGCUGUUAAAUAUAUUAAGAUAUUAUGGUUAACAGAUGUAUCUUUGAACUUUCCCAGUAAUGCCUAUAUGUGGCGAACUUCGACUUGCUUACUCGCUUAAUGAGGAGGCCUGAAAGAAGUCACGUGAUCAACAAUGGGUUUUUUUUUUCUACGAGCGCAAAAUCUCUCUUGGUUUCGUUAAAUAUAGCCACCGUGGUCUGAAAAACGUACGCGUAUGCAUUGUUGUAUCUCAGCUAAUAUGACAGUCUAUUUCAUGUACGGAUGAAUAUAGAAAUCUGAAAAACUGACUAGAGUGUUUAAGAGUGAAAGAAAAUAGGAGUGAAUUAUUAUUCUACUUACGGUAUUUAUAGCAAAUGAAAGCAACACACACAGUUUGAUUACGUAUUGUGCAAUCACAACACGUCUUUCAUUCAUGUGUUUUAAGAUGCCACAUUUGUUGAAUAUAAAACAAAUUUUCCCCUGAAGAAUACAGUUUAAAGAAUAAUUCAAAUAAGGAAUGGGUUUUUGUAGGAACUUUCAGCCAGUACACUGUGUGGCAAACAUAUGUGCUAAUUAUUAAGUUUGUAAGGAAACAGGAAACAAGUGGGCGCCGCAGAUCAUUGAUACAUAACUCCAUCUUCCAGCGAGAAGAAAAGAAAAAAAAUAAUAAUACCGUUUUCUUGGGCCAGUCAUCAAAGAAUACUGGUAAAUAUUAUUUGUUUGAUGCAGUUCAUUCUUUCAGUUCUUGAAUUUUUCGACCCAGUAAAUUCACACUUUUCACACAAUCCUUUUUUUCAAUGAGGAUUCAUUAUCAGCUAAUUUUACGUGAACCAGAUUCUUGCCCUGUUAAUUUAUGUUCAACGGAGCCACUGCGUUUUGUUUUUAGUUAUAUUUUUAUUGUUGUUGUCAUUUUAUGUGUUGUACGUUGUUUAUGGUCCUCUCCACUGUCGCAACAUAAUUGUUAUAUUGCUGGAAAUUAUUAAUUACCAUGGUGUACCGUCAACAGCUUCCUGUUGUAUAUAUAAAUUUGGGGCUGUCGAAACUUGUACGAAGAUUUUAAUGUUAUAUAUUUAGACACUAAAAUUUCAGUGUCGUGAGGUUGUCAGUAUUCUUCUUUUUUAAAAUCUCAUUAAUAUAUGAAAUGUGUGGUUGAGUUCUGAGAAAAAUCGGAUUUCAGGUACGCUUAAAAUCGGCAAAAGGCAUUUGGGAAGGCAUGUUCUUAAAUUACUUAACCCACAGUUCGUAGAAGUUUAUUACAAAGAAUAACGUGAAAAUAAUCAUCUGUCGAUAGGCAUAUCUGUUUAUCAGUCGAAUCUCAGGUUUGUAAGUUUUCGUUUAAAAAAAAUGAUGUUGUUAUGAGGAAAGCCGAUAGUAUUCAAGGUACUUAUUUUCCAAGAAACUUUACAGAGCAGCUCAGAUGAUGCCGAUGCUUUCUUGCCAAUGGCUUGAAAAAGUAUUUAAAAAUUGUUCAAUCAAAUAUUCUUACAGACACUAUGUUCCAAGUUGUGCAAUGCUCAUUUGUUUGUUACUAUUAGGCAAGCUGCAAUAUUCAAUUACUAAACCUAAAUAUGUUUCACCUCUUCAUUUAUUUUUUGAGAAAUAAAAGUAUGGUGUUGUUUUCAGUUAAACUCAUUGGCUAUAGCAGGGAAUCAUUGUCAGACAUGACAAAGUGUUGUUUUUUCAUGUAUUUUGUCAGCUAACUAAGGAGUUCAUUUUUAGCAUAUCAAGAAUUUUUUUUUUCACACUCUUUAAAAUAAUGGCGUUUGUCUGAAUAAGUUUCUUAUGCUUUUUGACUAUUUUAUUUUCUGUAUGUGUUACAGGUUUGAUAGUUACUGUGAAUUUACACUUAAUAAUUAGUGUAUU